CUCAAUGAAUCAUCAAUAAAAUCUCUCUCCUUCUCCUUCUCCCUCUUUAGUGUAGCCAGUUAUAGAGUUUGGCAUGGCGAGGAAGCAAGUAACGGAGAUGUUUUUUGCAGUUAUGUUGUUCAAUUGCCUUUUGUUAGCACAAAAUCAUAGCAUCAGCGAGGCUCCAACUCCACAGCCCCAGAGUGGCGGCAGCAGCAACUAUCCCGAUCCCAUGCAUGGAGUGACUGAAGGCAGCCUGGAACCUGAAGAGUGUGGAGGUCGAUGCGCGGGGAGAUGCUCAAAGACGGCGUUCAAGAAGCCAUGCAUGUUCUUCUGCCAGAAAUGCUGUGCCAAAUGCUUGUGUGUGCCGUAUGGGACUUAUGGAAACAAGCAGUCUUGUCCUUGCUACAAUGAAUGGAAGACUAAAAGAGGAGGCCCCAAAUGCCCUUGAAUACUUAUACCAUUAUACUAUUACUUGGCUCUAAAUUACAGUUUUAUAAUUUACCUCUUAUCAAUCUUUACCUCCUCCUACUUGUAAC
Molecule: messenger RNA, 518 nt
Organism: Cucurbita maxima (winter squash)
Lineage: Eukaryota; Viridiplantae; Streptophyta; Magnoliopsida; Cucurbitales; Cucurbitaceae
Product: protein GAST1-like
Exons: 4
Coding region: 74-430 (118 amino acids)
Source: RefSeq, a predicted model, not a curated record